AUGGCUCCCGUCUCCCGGAGGGGCCUGGCUCCGCUGGCCGCUGUCAGUGGACACUGCCUGUUCAACCUGCGGCCGCUGCUCGGCAAGGAGUACUCCCGGCCGAUCCUGGACGACCUGGACAACUCCGUCGACCUGACGUUCCGGGACGACCUCCUCGGCGAUGUGGUGCGCGUGGCUACGGAAGAGGUGGAGGACCUCCGCCGCAGCGACAGCCAAGCCGGGGCAGAGCAGGACAUCCGGUACACGUCGCGCCUGCACUCCAUGCACCGGCGUCCCCUGCCGGAGGUGAAGAAUGACUCGUACUUCGCUCUGACAGCAGUGCGGGCCACCAAGCUACUUCAGGAAAGGCUGGCAUUGUCCGGGGAGGACGUCAUGUUUCGUCUGCCGCUCUAUGACCUGAGGCUGACCCGGCUCGGCAACCUCUGCCCUCCGCAUCACGGCGUUGAGUACCCCAGCUGCGAUCUCGACAGCAAGUACAGGAGUGUCGACGGCACCUGCAACAACGUCAAGUUCUCGUGGUGGGGCAGUGCCAAGUCGGCUUUUGUGCGGCUACUUCCACCGGACUACGGCGACAGUGAGUGUGCUGUCAAUGACGCAAGGGAAUCAACUUUCCAAAUAUUGAUUGCAAAAUGCUUGGUGCGAAAAAUAAACUUUUGUAACCCCAGCGUGCAACCGAAGUCAACUGACCUGGUGGCGACGCCGUGA
Messenger RNA from Pollicipes pollicipes, 705 nucleotides. RefSeq lists its product as uncharacterized. Lineage: Eukaryota; Metazoa; Arthropoda; Thecostraca; Pollicipedomorpha; Pollicipedidae. The transcript is spliced from 5 exons. The record is from RefSeq and is a predicted model, not a curated record. Bases 1 to 705 code for a protein of 234 amino acids. Gene Ontology annotation, molecular function: heme binding; peroxidase activity. Gene Ontology annotation, biological process: response to oxidative stress.